This is a messenger RNA of Somion occarium, 735 nucleotides long. The record is from the annotation of a GenBank genome assembly. Lineage: Eukaryota; Fungi; Basidiomycota; Agaricomycetes; Polyporales; Cerrenaceae.
CUUCUUCUCAUCAGCACCCAAGAACAGAACAAUAGUACUCCAACGAGGAACCCGCGCAAGAUCCCACCACCAACCUUCGGCAGCGGCGCUAUAGGAGGCGGAGAAUGAGAGGUGGGCUGGGCCUUGGGUUCUCUUGCGGCUAAUGGUGGAGAGGCAGCUGCUGGUAUGGCAGGUUUUGGAGCAAGCAUUUUCGGUGUAGUCUCGACAGAACUUGAUGGCUGUGAUGUGAGCGGACGUGAAGAAACUGGCUUCAAGAAAUCGUCAGCAGUAGAUACUGCAGAGGCAGGAGCAGCGACUGGUGUCUUCGAUGAAGAGGAUUCUGGUUCAACAAUCGUAAUGGGCACUCUUCUUCGCGCUGGGUGAGGAGGUGGAUUAGGAACCGCAGCUUGUGACAAUGCUGUCCGUCGAGCCGAUUUCUAGUUCAUGAAUGAGGUCAAGGCUGAGACGUCACGAAUGCAACAAUAAACGGACUUCUCGCAGUUGCGCGUCCUUUUUCUUCAAAAGCUCUUCGGUCUUCACGAUCUUCCUGUUGACAUCUUGAUUUAUCGGGUCGAGCUUACUCGCUUGCUUUAGGUCUGCGCCAAUGGGUGUCCUGUUUGAUUCUAAACGUGCAAUGACAGAGAAAGCAUAUCAAAGACAUACCAGUCAGAGCUUCGCCAUACUUCUCCAAUGCUGCUCUCGCCUGUGCCCUCCUGAACCAAGCCUUCACAUUGUUCUGGUUUAACCCGAUAACUC